AUGACGUUAAAAGCCUACAGGUCUGAGGACAUGCGAUUGCAGACUUCAGAAGUUAUUUUUCUGGUCCAGUGUUUCCUGAGGUUCGCCCGCAAGAAUCCACCCGGUAAUUAUCUCCCCUCUCGCGCUCAUGGGGGGACAUUAACCACGAACGCGCUGGAGAAGAAAGUCCCUAAAGGAUGCGGCGGGGAGGGCCCGGUCCACCCGGAGCCCCCGCUAGGGGGCGCGCUCUGGCCGUGGCACAAAGCCGAGCUCGAAGGGGGUGUUGCUGGGAGGGGGGGGGGGUUGGACGCGGAGAGCCGGGGUCCGAGGGGCCUCCGGACUGAAACUAGCAUUGGGUCCCUUGUCGCUCCUUCCUGGAGUUCUAACCUGUGCCCACCCACCCUCGCCCCGUCCGGGGUCGCCAGGAGCAGCAACUACAAAGUAAAGGCUGCCCCUAGGUCCAACCGUCAGCGGCCGGACGGCGCGGGGGCCGCCGUGGCCGCCGCCGCCGCGGCCGCCGCAGCCUGGGACACGCUCAAGAUCAGCCAGGCGCCGCAGGUGAGCAUCAGCCGCAGCAAGUCGUACCGCGAGAACGGGGCGCCCUUCGUGCCGCCGCCGCCCGCCCUGGACGAGCUGAGCGGCCCCGGGGGCGUCGUGCACCCGGACGAGCGCCUCGGCGCCGCCGGCGGCCCGGGCAGUGCCCCGGCGGCGAGUGGCGGCACGGGCGCGGAGGACGACGAGGAGGAGCUGCUGGAAGACGAGGAGGAUGAGGACGAGGAAGAGGAGCUGCUGGAGGACGACGAGGAAGAGCUGCUGGAGGACAAUGCCCGCGCUCUGCUUAAGGAGCCUAGGCGCUGCGCUGUGGCCGCCCCUGGUGCGGUGGCCGCAGCCGCCGCCGCCGCCGCCGCCGCCGCCGCCGCCGCCGUGGCCACCGAGGGCGGGGAGCUGUCGCCCAAGGAAGAGCUGCUGCUGCACCCGGAGGACACUGAGGGCAAGGAUGGCGAGGACAGCGUGUGCCUGUCUGCGGGCAGCGACUCGGAGGAGGGGCUGCUGAAGCGCAAACAGAGGCGCUACCGCACCACGUUCACCAGCUACCAGCUGGAGGAACUGGAGCGGGCCUUCCAGAAGACGCACUACCCAGACGUCUUCACCAGGGAGGAACUGGCCAUGAGGCUGGACUUGACUGAGGCCCGAGUCCAGGUCUGGUUCCAGAACCGUCGGGCCAAGUGGCGCAAGCGGGAGAAGGCUGGCGCGCAGACCCACCCCCCGGGGCUGCCCUUUCCCGGGCCGCUCUCGGGCACCCAUCCGCUCAGUCCCUACCUGGACGCCAGUCCCUUCCCCCCGCACCACCCCGCGCUAGACUCGGCCUGGACGGCCGCCGCCGCUGCCGCCGCCGCCGCCUUCCCGAGCCUACCUCCGCCUCCGGGCUCGGCCAGCCUGCCACCCAGCGGGGCGCCGCUGGGCCUGAGCACUUUCCUUGGAGCUGCUGUGUUCCGGCACCCGGCCUUCAUCAGCCCGGCGUUCGGCAGGCUCUUUUCCACCAUGGCCCCCCUGACCAGCGCGUCGACCGCGGCCGCGCUCCUGAGACAGCCCACUCCGGCCGUGGAGGGCGCGGUGGCUUCGGGCGCACUGGCGGACCCGGCCACGGCGGCCGCAGACAGACGCGCCUCCAGCAUAGCGGCGCUGAGGCUCAAGGCCAAGGAGCACGCCGCGCAGCUCACGCAGCUCAACAUCCUGCCGGGCACGAGCACGGGCAAGGAGGUGUGCUAAAGGCUGCCCUCCACCCUCGCGCCCGGAAAGGUCACUUCACUCAGCACCACUCAAGACCAAAUGGAAACAGAGGACCAGCACACUCCUGAGAUGGCACUGAGAGAGCGCAGCCGCCUUCGCAGCAGCCUGGAAGCGCGAAAGGCAGCCCUAGGCGCUAACGGACGUGGCAGCUCCUCGGCUGGCUGUCCACCCUCCCCGUCCCCUUCCCUGUCCCCGUCCCAGUCCCCGCCACUGCCAACCUCGUUCCAACUGGAACGUCCACUUUCUCCCAUUCUUACUUUGCUGAAAAUACCGGGGAGGUUUUCUCCCCAAGACGCCUGAUUAUUGAAGUUAAAAUUUUCAAAAGCCCAACCCCUCUUCCUGCUGACACCCCACUUAGCUUUUUUAAAAUAGCAUUUUGGCUCUCUAAGUUGAUCUCCCCAGCGCGGCCCGGCCAGAAGCCUGGGCCAGGGAAGUGAAUGCGAGUCUGUAAGAUAGCUAACAGUGCACUUAAAGGAAAGGGGCGUCUUGUUCUUGUUCUCUUCUUCAUCAUACACCAACCAAGGUUUUUAUAUCAAACCAAAGGGAAAUACUCUGCUAGAAUAUGGACUGCUGAAGUCACCAAACUGUGAUUAUUGAUCCUGUACAUACCAUUGUUAUUAAAAAAAGAACAGAGCUUUGUAUAUUUGAAAUGUUAUAACGCAAUUGCACUCAGCGUGGUAUGCUAAAAGUUUGUCCUCCUGUAGAUUCUUACUGUGUUGUAGAUACGGUAGGGUUCCUAGACAAAUAUUUAUGUACUCAAGCCCUUUAUUUAACUUAUUAACUGUAGAGGCUUCCGAAACCUUCAAGAUAAAGGCAAUGGUACAGUACUUUUGUGUAAUGUGUAAUUGUUAUCACUUUUCCUUGCUAUCUAGUGGAGAAGUGUCACGCUCAAAAUAAAAAAAAAUUAUAUGUUUAACAAUA
This is a messenger RNA of Heterocephalus glaber (naked mole-rat), 2691 nucleotides long. Lineage: Eukaryota; Metazoa; Chordata; Mammalia; Rodentia; Bathyergidae. The record is from RefSeq and is a predicted model, not a curated record.